AUGCGUUAUAUUGCUGCAUAUCUCCUGCUCCAAAUCGGUGGCAAUGCUUCGCCAUCUGCGGACGACAUUAAGAAACUCCUCUCCACCGUCGGCAUUGAUGCUGACGAGGACCGUCUCACCAGCCUGAUGUCUGCUUUGGAAGGAAAGAGCAUUGACGAGCUCAUCUCUGCUGGCUCCUCGAAACUUUCGUCCGUUCCCUCUGGUGGAGGAGGCGGAGGUGCUGUUGCUGCUGCAUCGGGUGGUGGAGGUGCUGCUGGCGGAGGUGCGGCUCCUGCAGAGGAGAAGGCCGAGGAGAAGAAGGAAGAAAAGGAGGAAUCAGACGACGACAUGGGCUUUGGUCUUUUCGACUAA
Molecule: messenger RNA, 351 nt
Organism: Serendipita indica DSM 11827
Lineage: Eukaryota; Fungi; Basidiomycota; Agaricomycetes; Sebacinales; Serendipitaceae
Source: the annotation of a GenBank genome assembly